AUGAAAAGGGCUUUUGUUGUACAAGAUGUCGUUUUUGCUAAUAAAGCUGAGGAAAAUUUAAGAUUUAUUAAUAAUUUUAUAAGAAAUAUAUACAAUAACAUAACCGAACCCAAGCUUCAAUUUGAGGAUCCUUUAUUAUGGCCUAAAAGUUAUUCGGGAAAUUUUCCAAGUUAUGAUUACAUAGUAAUAGGAGCUGGAACGGCAGGUUCCAUUGUAGCCAGUCGUUUAAGUGAACAUCGGCUGGCAAAAGUCUUAGUUAUAGAGGCUGGCGGUGAUCCUCCUUUAUUGUCUGAAAUCCCUUCACUUUCUCUUCUACUGACUAAUACUUCUUAUACCUGGAACGAUUAUUCGGAACAGAAUCCUUCUUGCUGUCGAGGCAUGCAAAACGAUCGCUGUUAUUGGCCCCGGGGUAAAAUGAUUGGUGGUACGGGUGGCAUUAACGGCAAUGUCUUUCUUGAGGGUAGACCCGAAGAUUUUGAUGAAUGGCAGCAACAGGGUAAUAAAGCCUGGUCCUGGAAUGAGGUCCAAAAAUACUUUCAAAAAGCCAAAACAAAUCAAAGCCUACAAAACUUCCCUAAGGGUUCAUUAGUUUUAAAUAAUUUUCAGCGUUUAGAAGAUUUUAGAUUGAUAGAAAAUCUCUUGGCAGAAACUAUUGGAAAACCCAAUAAUGGAGUAAAUACCGGCAUUUUAAACAAUCUAGAAGCCACUAUUCUCCUAGGCAGACGUAUGAGUACGGGAAAAACGUAUUUGGCCAGAGUAGCUAAAGAUCGCAAACAUCAUUUACAUAUUUUGAAGAACAGUGAGGUCAUUAAAAUCCAUUUUAAAGGAAAUAAGGCUACAGGGGUGGAAUUUAUGUUUCAAAAUCGUACACGCCAUUAUGUCAAGGCUAAAAGAGAAAUUAUUGUAAGUGCAGGGGCCAUAAAUACUCCCAAACUUUUAAUGCUAUCGGGCAUAGGACCCUCGGAGCACUUAAAGAAGUUAAAUAUUUCUAUAAUCAAAGAUUUACCGGUAGGUGAGAAUUUACAAGAUCAUGGCAUGAUGCCCUUGAUUUUAAAAUUCACUAAAAAUAUACCCCAAAUAAAUAAUCAAACAUUGAGGGACUCUAUUAAAGAAUUUUUCUUAAAACAAUCUGGUCCUUUGGCCAGCAGCCCCAAUUUAGUGAGUUUUAUAAAUACAUUGGAUUUACAAAGUACAAAUAAACCCGAUGUUAUGUUGGUAUCGGAAAUAACCAGAUUUUCUCAGACCUCAAAUCUAUUUGAAUUUUUACAAUUUAAAGAAAAAAUUUCCCAGCAAUUUCUAAAGAAAGCCGAUAAACAUUUGGUUUUACAAAUAUUUGGUCUUUUAGUCAAACCCAAAUCAAGGGGUAAUAUUAAAUUAAAAUCCAACAAUGCUUUUGAAGGACCUUCCAUUAAAAAUAAUUAUGGUUUUCACUUAGAAGAUCGUAUGACUUUAGUACGUUUUGUGCGAUUUAUACAAUUUCUCCUAGAAACUCCACAAUUCCGGUACUAUGGCUUGGAAUUAAUAACAAUUUCUUUAGAGGAAUGUGAUAUUCUAGAAGCAUAUUCUCAAGAAUAUUGGUUGUGUUAUAUUAAAUACUUUUAUAUAAGUGCCUGGCAUGGAGCUGGAAGUUGUCGUAUGGGUCCUGCUAGUGAUUCUUCAACGGUAGUAGAUGAUUUAUUAAAGGUUCAUGGGGUACAGGGCUUGAGAGUGAUUGAUGCCAGUAUUAUGCCUAAUAUAACAAGUGCCAAUACCAAUGGCCCCACUAUUAUGAUUGCUGAGAAGGGGGCUCAAUUGGUUUUAGAUGAUUGGAUAAAGUGA
This is a messenger RNA of Calliphora vicina (urban bluebottle blowfly), 1818 nucleotides long. RefSeq names its product glucose dehydrogenase [FAD, quinone]-like. The transcript is spliced from 3 exons. The coding region runs from base 1 to 1818 and encodes 605 amino acids. The record is from RefSeq and is a predicted model, not a curated record. NCBI's taxonomy places the organism in Eukaryota, Metazoa, Arthropoda, Insecta, Diptera, Calliphoridae. Gene Ontology annotation, molecular function: flavin adenine dinucleotide binding; oxidoreductase activity, acting on CH-OH group of donors.